This is a messenger RNA of Telopea speciosissima, 1172 nucleotides long. RefSeq names its product zinc finger CCHC domain-containing protein 10. The transcript has a single exon. Bases 88 to 873 code for a protein of 261 amino acids. NCBI's taxonomy places the organism in Eukaryota, Viridiplantae, Streptophyta, Magnoliopsida, Proteales, Proteaceae. The record is from RefSeq and is a predicted model, not a curated record. Gene Ontology annotation, molecular function: nucleic acid binding; zinc ion binding.
UAUCUUGAUUUAGGCAGCUAAUUUUUCAUCUCGCCAAAGGGGAAUCUGUCAGCUUAUUUCGUUUGUUGAUUUGGGUUUUGUGAGAAUAUGUCGAGUAAGAAAGAAGAAAAAGCUCAGGCUGCCGCUGAGAAAAUCAAAGCUGCUGCUUUGACAGCGGCAAAGGGUUUGAGCCGUGCUCAGGCCGAACGUGCUGCCGCAGCUGCAGCUCGAAAUGUAAAUGCUUACGGCCAGAAGGAAGAAGGGCCAAGCCGAUGGCAGGAGAGGAAAGAAGCAAAGCGACAAAUGUACCUGAUGAGCACUGAAAAAGCAGUCAGGUUAGGUGAGAGGAAAGACCUUAAGUCCUCCAUGUCAACCAUUGGUGGCACUUCUUCACAAUGCCAGAAAUGUUUCCAAACUGGCCACUGGACAUAUGAAUGCAAGAAUGAAAGGGUUUACAUUUCAAGACCGUCUCGGACACAGCAACUUAAAAAUCCCAAGUUGAAAAUGAAACUCUGUGUUUCGUAUGAAUUGGAUAACCCAGAUAUCCCGAAGGUGGAGAAAGGCCAAAAGAGUAGUAGUAAGAAAAGCAAGAGGAAGCACCAGUCGGAUUCUGACUCUGGAAGUGAGAGCAGUGAGGCUUCCGUUUUUGAGUCUGAUAGUGGGUCAUCAUCAGUAACAGGGUCGGACUAUUCUUCAGGUGAAAGUAGCUCGAGUUACAGUUCCUCAUCGGAUUCGGAAGAAGAGCGUAGGAGGAGGAGAAAGAAAAAACAGAGGCGGCGGCACCGGAGGUCCAGCUCAUCUUCUGAUUACUCAGAUUCUGAUUCAGCUUCAGACUCUGAUUCUGACAAGAAGAGCAGCAGGAGGAAGAGUAAGAGGCACAGUAGAAAGCAUUAGAGAGGCUGCGUAUGAUGAAAGGAGAGAAUAUGAUUUUGUUGACUUGCUUUCUUAAAUUCCAGUUUAUACCUGAUAGACAUCUGAAUCUCUGUUAGUUCUUGGUAGGAGGAAGUUUGUUCUAUGCUCUUGUGCCAAUCUCUUAUUGAUGUAACAAUUAAGAACUAUGUUCUCUUCUUAUAUUCUUCUUAGCUUUCUUAUGAAAUAUUGUGAUGAUGCCAGUAUGGAAUGAUGGUUGAAUUUAAUAUAUUCAUAUUGUUUUAUGUCUGAUUUUCAAAAGGUUUCUACCAUCUUUGUUUAUC